GCUCAGGUGGCUGCGGCCCCGGCGCCCGAGGCCCGCGGUGCUGUGGGCUCGCGCCCCGGACAGCUCCCGGCGAGGAUUUUGCCUACCAAGAAUACUCAGGAAUGCCAACCUUCAACCAGAUAGCUCCUCCAGGACUUUGGGUGCCCACUCAUCUCGCUUUUCAUAGGUGACCAUGGAGGCUGGCGGCCUCCCCCUGGAGCUGUGGCGCAUGAUCCUGGCCUACCUGCCCCUGCCCGACCUGGGCCGCUGCAGCCUGGUGUGCAGGGCCUGGCGUGAACUGAUCCUCAGUCUCGACAGGACUCGCUGGCGGCAGCUGUAUCUGGGCUGUGCUGAGUGCCGCCACCCCAACUGGCCCAACCAGCCCGAUGUGGAGCCCGAGUCUUGGAGGGAGGCCUUCAAGCAGCAUUACCUUGCCUCCAAGACCUGGACCAAGAACGCCGCCAUCUUGGAGACCUCUGUCUGCUUCUCUCUGUUUCGCCGGAGGAGGACGCGCCGGACCCUGAGUGUCGGGCCAGGCCACGAGUUUCACAGCCUCGGCAGUGCCCUGGCCAUGUCCAGCCUGUUUGACCGCAUCCUGCUGUUCCCAGGUCUGCAUGAAGAGCAGGGUGAAAUCAUCCUGAAGGUGCCCGUGGAGAUUGUAGGCCACGGGAAGCUGGGCGAAGUGGCCCUGCUGGCCAGCAUUGACCAGCAGUGCUCCACCACGCGCCUCUGCAACCUCGUCUUCAUGCCGGCCUGGUUCUCGCCCUUCAUGUUUAAGACAACUUCAGGUCACGUCCAGUUUGACAACUGCAACUUCGAGAAUGGGCACAUCCAGGUCCACGGCCCGGGCACCUGCCAAGUGAAGUUUUGCUCCUUCAAGAACACUCAUGUCUUUCUGCACAACGUGCCUCUGUGUGUCCUGGAAAACUGUGAAUUCGUGGGCAGUGAAAACAACUCGGUGACUGUCGAGGGCCACCCGUCCUCAGAAAACAACUGGGCCUACACGCACCUCUUAGGGCUCAUCAGGUCCUCUCCUGGCGUGCUCCCCACCGAGGACUCGGACUCUUUAAUGUCCCUCGACCUGGAGAGCAGGGACCAGGCCUGGAGCCCGAGGACCUGUGGCAUUGUCAUUGAGGGCAGCCAGAGCCCCACCAGCCCAGCCACCGGCUCCCCCAGGGCUGGCUCCCGGGAGGCAGAGGUGGGCAGCAAUGGGGAAAGGGUGGCCCAGACCCCAGACAGCAGCGAUGGAGGCCUGAGUCCCAGCGGUGAGGAUGAGGACGAGGACCAGCUCACGUACAGACUGUCCUACCAAGUGCAGGGCCCACGGCCGGUCCUGGGGGGCUCCUUUUUGGGCCCACCGCUGCCCGGAGCCUCCAUCCAGCUGCCCAGCUGCCUGGUACUGAACUCCCUGCGGCAGGAGCUGCAGAAGGACAGGGAGGCCAUGGCCCUGGCCAGCUCCGUGCAGGGCUGCCUCAUCCGCAAGUGCCUCUUCCGGGACGGCAAGGGAGGCGUCUUUGUUUGCUCUUACGGCCGAGCCAAGAUGGAAGGAAACAUCUUCCGGAACCUGACUUACGCGGUGCGGUGUAUACAUAGUAGCAAGAUCAUCAUGCUCAGGAACCACAUUCACCACUGCAGAGCAUCGGGCAUCUUUCUUCGCUUGGAGGGUGGCGGCCUGAUCGCUGGCAACAACAUCUGCCACAACGCGGAGGCCGGCGUGGACAUCCGGAAGAAGUCCAACCCCCUCAUUCUGUGUAACCAGAUCCACCACGGCCUUCGCUCUGGCAUUGUUGUCCUUGGCAAUGGGAAAGGCAUCAUCCGGAACAAUCAGAUCUUUUCCAACAAGGAGGCUGGCAUUUACAUCCUGUACCACGGGAAUCCAGUCGUGAGCCGGAACCACAUCUUCAAGGGCCACGCGGCCGGCAUCGCCGUGAGCGAGAGCGGCAGAGGCCUCAUCACAGAAAACGUCAUCCGAGAGAAUCAGUGGGGAGGUGUGGACAUCCGCCGAGGAGGGGUCCCCGUCCUCAGGAGCAACCUCAUCUGCUUUGGCUACUCGGAUGGUGUGGUCGUGGGGGAUGAAGGCAAAGGCCUGCUGGAAGGAAACACCAUCUACGCGAAUAAGGGCUGCGGUGUGUGGAUGAUGGCGUCCAGCCUGCCCCACGUCACCAGCAACCACGUCAGCUACAAUGGCCUGUACGGCGUGGCAGUGUUCAGCCAGAAGGAUGGCUCCGGAGAACUCCCUGGGGGCCACGGGGCCCAGGAGAACUUCAGCGAGGACGGGGAUGCCAUCCUGUGGGAGACGGAGCUGGAGAAGGACGACGACCCGCCGCGCCGGCCCAUCACCAUAGCUCUGGUCGAGUCCAACAGUGUUAACCACAACGGAGCAUCCGGACUCUACAUCCAGAGCAGUGAGGCGCUGCACGUUGUAACCAACGUGAUCCAUGCCAACAGAGGCAGAGGCGUCACUGUGGCCCAGAGCAGCCAGCUCACCCGUGUGGCCAACAACAGCAUCUCCUGCAACCGCCAGAGUGGGGUCAAGAUCGAGGCCCAGUGCAAGGUGGAGCUCCGGGGCAACGGUAUCUAUGACAACAGAGGCCAUGGCAUCAUCACCAAGGGGGACAGCACCGUCAUGGAAAAUGACAUCAUUGGCAACCGGGGUAGCGGGCUGCAGCUGCUGCCCAUGUCUGACACAAAGGUAAUAAAGAACCGAAUCCAUUCAUUCCGGGCCUCCGGCAUUGCAGUGCAGGGCCACGCCAAGGCCCUGGUGCAGGAGAACACCAUCUUCCAGGGCAAGACCAACAAGACCAUCUUCCAGCAGAGCUCGAGCAACCAAGAAUGCGUUAUACAGAACAACAGGUUCUUGGUCUUCAAGAAGUCUGAUACGUGGCGCCUGGCGAACCCACCAGCACGGCCUCACCUUGAAAACUCUCUCCGAGGCCCCUCCGCUGCCCACGGUGGGCAGAAGGUGACAGCCAUGGCGACCAGGAUCACAGCCCACGUGGAAGGUGGUUACCACAGCAAACGCAGCAUCUUCUGCACCAUCCUGUAAGAACGGAGAGCUGCGGGAGGAGGCAGCUGGGGGCGUCCAAAGACCCCAGGAGGCAGGCACAUACCCUGCUGUCAGGCUCAGGCCCUGCCGGGCCGAGCUAAGAGGUUGCAGCCUUCAAGGAUGGAAGAAGCAGUGCUUGUGAAGGCUCCUGCUCAUCUCAUCUCCUCCCUGAAAAGCAGGCUCUCGAGUCUUCUGGGCGCUGAGAACUAGGUACCUCCAAAGCCCUUUGGCCCUGCAGCCCUCAGCAGGAAGGAGCUUGGAUUUUGUGUUGGUUUGGCUGGUUGGUGUUUUUGGCUCUGCCAUGCGUGCUGCUUGCAGGAUCUUAGUUCCCCAACCAUGGAAUUAUUUUUCAAGGAGAAAAAGGGAACAGAAGUUGGUGGGUUUCUAGUCCCUCGAGCUCUUGUAGAGAUGAUGAAGAGUUGGGGAAAUUGAUUCUGAAACCUUGGCCAGGGUUUUCUGUUUGAGUUACAGGGAACUACACGCACCAAACCCAGAAUCUUCUCAGGGAAGGACGAAUGUACUUUUAAGGGACAGAGUGGUUCCAGUGGGAGGGAAAGAGCCCCAGUCAUCCCCUCUCCUGGACCUCACUUUGACUCUCCGCGGAUACUGCCGCACGCACCCUACUGUCGGGGAGGCUGGAGGUCUGGUUUCCUCAAGGACACAGUUGGACGUGGACCUCUGAGGGAGGAGGGACUUGAGGUAAGGAGCUUCUCUUGGCAGGCUGCCCCCGGGACACCCCGGGAAGCAGGAGGGGCGUGUGGAGAAGGCUUCCCCCAAAUGGCUAGGUGUGCAGGUGAGGGCCCGGCCGUGCAAGGACUCACCUGACUGCUCCCCCCUCCAGCUGCCCCCAGACUCGGGAGGACAAGGCUGACUCAGGGCCUGCGGCAUAGGGAGGAUCCGAAUCCCACAAGCACACCCAGACCAGCCGCCCCCGCUGGGCGCCAGACAGGUGGAGAUGGAGGUGCCUGGGGCCCUGUCUGUGUCCACAUUCUCAUGGAUGACUGACCACCUGCCUUUACAGACCCUACUGUGGUUUCCCACUCUGUGCCUUGGCUCACGCUCUCCUCACCUCUGGGCGCGCCCUCCUCACCACUAUGCACGCCCAGGCCCCACCCGUUCUUCCAGGCUCAGAACGCCAUGUGGAUGGCAGCGCUCUGCCCUCUGAGCCUGCUCUGCCCCGUCUCUGCCCCCAUAGGGGGCACUCUGUCUUGCUUAGAAAUUGCCCAGGUCCGUCCCUGUCCACUGACUCAGCUGUAAGCUCCACGAAGGUCACCGCCUGUGUCCCAGCCCAGGGUACGGGGAGGGUUAGGAGCCUGAGGAAAGGGAGGAAGGCUUUGCUAAGCUCAGCUGUGACUGUGUGAAGGUUCCAGAGCCAGGCGGUCUCAGACCCACUAUUCAAGGAAGGGGGCCUGACGCAGGCUCGGCUCAGCCCGGACAGUGCCUCGCCAACCUGGCCCUUCACGCGGCGCCUCGCCAGCCUGCUGAGGUCAUGGUUGUGUGCCCGCAGCUGGUGUCCCAGGGAGGUUCUGCCAGGCCCCUGGUGCUGUUCUCCCGGGUGCGGUAGGGCGUGGCUGGAGGGAGCCAGGGGCUCGGUCUCCCUGAGGACGUGGGGCACAAGAGCGUGGGUCCCUGCAUUCCCCAGCACUGCUCUUUGCACUUAACCUGUGGCCCCGCUGUGAGUCGCUGUACAGAAUGCUGCCUUUUAUGAUUUUGUAACAAAUGACUUUUCUGUGAACCAAGUGCUUAUGAAAA
Messenger RNA from Dama dama (fallow deer), 4777 nucleotides. It is a transcript of the gene FBXO10, whose product is annotated as F-box protein 10. Bases 173 to 3025 code for a protein of 950 amino acids. Gene Ontology annotation, biological process: protein ubiquitination; regulation of apoptotic process; ubiquitin-dependent protein catabolic process. The record is from RefSeq and is a predicted model, not a curated record. Gene Ontology annotation, molecular function: protein binding. NCBI's taxonomy places the organism in Eukaryota, Metazoa, Chordata, Mammalia, Artiodactyla, Cervidae. The transcript has 12 exons.